AUGCCAAAGCCAGGCGACGUGAGCAAGUUAGGCGUGCUCAGAGAACUGAUCACGUCACCCGACAAUAGGACACAUCGAGAUCGCAAGGCCACUUAUGUCAAGACUCUGGAAGCGGAAGUAGCCAAACUUCGAGCUCGAGAUUCGGCACACGAAGCACAAAUCCAGGCCUGCCGCAACACGAUCCGUCGCCUCAAAGAAUUGAUCAAGUAUCACAAGAUCCCCUUGCCCUUGGAUUUGGCAUCAGAUCCCCAUAUCCAGAGCCCGCAGGCCACCAUCGAAUUACUCGGCUUUCCGGACUCGCGCACGCAGCGAAUUCGCGCCCAGAUGCCACCUGAAACAGACUCGGGCUUUUUGGGCUUUCCGCCUUCACAAAAUAUAUUAACCUCGCCCGACCUCCCCUACGGUACGCUGCAUUCCGGCUCGACAACUUCUUCUAGUGAUCUAUUCUCUGGAUUAACCAUCAGCGAGGCUCCCACGAGUCUACACGCGCCCAGUAUCUACUCCCAAGCUCCACCGUUUCCCCCAAUCUCAACCCCAAUGCAGCACCCCCAAGGCCUCGGCGCUACGCAGGUCGGAGUCGAUUUCGUGCUUGCGCUGGAACACGUCUGUUUGGAACACCACGCUGCACAUGCCACGGCGGACGACGGCACAGGCCACGAAAUGAUGCUCAUGUCGCCGAUAAUGUGGCAUUCGCCCGCUCGUCCACAACCAGCACUGACAGCCGCAUCGUCACGACAACCGGCGGUGGCGACCGCAGCAACGGAAUCCGGGUUGCCGAGCGGAACAAGAUGGAGCGUCCCUGCUGUGGAGUUGGAAAAACUGCUUGAUUUCUCUGAUAAACUGUCACUGGAAGGGGAGAUUACUCCCGUAGAAGCGUGGCAGAGGGUUCGUCAGCAUCCGAAUUUCGGGAACUUGACGAGGGACGGGCUUGAAGCGUUGAAGGCGACGUUGUUGCCCGAGGUGCAUUGUUACGGGUGA
Molecule: messenger RNA, 978 nt
Organism: Cladophialophora psammophila CBS 110553
Lineage: Eukaryota; Fungi; Ascomycota; Eurotiomycetes; Chaetothyriales; Herpotrichiellaceae
Exons: 2
Coding region: 1-978 (325 amino acids)
Cellular component (GO): RNA polymerase II transcription regulator complex
Molecular function (GO): DNA-binding transcription activator activity, RNA polymerase II-specific; transcription cis-regulatory region binding
Source: RefSeq, a predicted model, not a curated record